Cucurbita moschata (crookneck pumpkin) is the source of this 3313-nucleotide messenger RNA. RefSeq names its product V-type proton ATPase subunit a1-like. Bases 241 to 2808 code for a protein of 855 amino acids. Gene Ontology annotation, cellular component: vacuolar proton-transporting V-type ATPase, V0 domain; vacuolar proton-transporting V-type ATPase complex. The record is from RefSeq and is a predicted model, not a curated record. Gene Ontology annotation, molecular function: proton-transporting ATPase activity, rotational mechanism; ATPase binding. Gene Ontology annotation, biological process: proton transmembrane transport; vacuolar acidification. The transcript is spliced from 17 exons. Lineage: Eukaryota; Viridiplantae; Streptophyta; Magnoliopsida; Cucurbitales; Cucurbitaceae.
GACCAUAUUCGUUUACGAUUUGAUUUGACGUUAAGAAAGCGUUUAUUUCAAUUUACACAAAAUUUUCUUCGUUCUGCAAUGGCAGUUGCAAGCGGAAAACUGAAGAAUUGACGCACCAGAAAUCUCACUCUCCUUCCCCGCGCGGACCAAGGGACUGCGGAACCGAGCUUCAGAUCUGAGAGAGAACAGAUCUCAAACCGCCGGCGACGGUUUCUGUUUCGUUUCCGGGAAGAAACAAUCAUGGAAGACUUUUUAGACAAUAUACCGCCCAUGGAUCUGAUGCGUUCUGAGAAGAUGACUUUUGUUCAGCUUAUCAUCCCUGUUGAGUCCGCUCAUCGAGCCAUUUCUUACCUUGGCGAGCUUGGCAUCCUUCAAUUUAAAGAUUUAAACGAGGCCAAAAGUCCUUUCCAGAGAACCUUUGUUAACCAGGUAAAGCGAUGUGCAGAGAUGUCAAGGAAGCUGAGAUUUUUCAAAGAUCAAAUCAGUAAAGCUGGUGUACUGGCAUCUACUCGGCCAAUUCUUCAAGAACACAUUGAGCUAGAGGAUUUAGAGAUACGACUAGCCGAUCAUGAGCAUGAACUGAUUGAAAUGAAUUCCAACAGUGAGAAACUUCGACAGUCAUAUAAUGAACUCUUAGAAUUCAAGGUGGUAUUGCAAAAGGCAAGUGUAUUUCUGGUGUCCAGUAGUAGCCAUUCAGUCUCAGAAGAAAGGGAGUUGAAUGAAAAUGUUUUCAUGAAUGAUAACUAUGUUGACGAUGGAUUACCACUUGAGGAAAUGAGACCUGGACCGUCCAGUCAAUCUGGUUUGAGAUUUAUUUGUGGUAUUAUUUGUAAAUCCAAAGUUCUUAGAUUUGAAAGGAUGCUGUUUCGUGCAACAAGGGGCAAUAUGCUUUUCAAUCAGGCACCAGCAGAUAUACAGAUCAUGGAUCCCAUAUCUACGGAAAUGGUUGAGAAAACAGUAUUUGUAGUGUUUUUCUCUGGGGAGCAAGCCAGAAAUAAAGUUCUGAAGAUCUGUGAGGCUUUUGGAGCAAAUUGCUAUCCUGUUCCUGAAGAUAUAACCAAACAAAGGAAGAUAACUAGAGAAGUUUCAUCUCGCCUCAUUGAACUUGAAGCCACUUUAGAUGCUGGGAUCCGUCACCGAAAUGAGGCUCUUGCAUCGAUGGGGUUUCACUUGAUUAAAUGGAUGAAUAUGGUAAGAAGGGAAAAGGCUGUAUAUGAUACACUGAACAUGUUGAAUUUUGAUGUCACUAAAAAAUGUCUUGUUGGAGAAGGCUGGUGCCCAAUCUUUGCAAAAUCUCAGAUUCAAGAGGCACUUCAACGAGCAACAUUUGAUAGCAGUUCACAAGUGGGCAUAAUAUUUCAUGUGAUGGAUACGGUUGAAUCCCCUCCUACAUAUUUUAGAACAAACCGUUUGACAAAUGCUUUUCAGGAAAUUGUUGAUGCCUAUGGUGUUGCUAGAUAUCAAGAAGCAAAUCCUGCAGUUUACACUGUUAUUACAUUUCCGUUCCUAUUCGCAGUGAUGUUUGGGGAUUGGGGUCAUGGAAUAUGCUUGUUGCUUGGAGCUUUAUUUCUUAUAGCUCGUGAGAGUAAGCUCAAUAAUCAGAAAUUGGGAAGCUUUAUGGAGAUGCUAUUUGGUGGACGCUAUGUUCUUCUUUUGAUGUCCCUCUUUUCAAUUUAUUGUGGGUUGAUCUACAAUGAGUUCUUCUCUGUUCCGUAUCAUAUAUUUGGUGCAUCUGCUUACAAGUGUCGAGAUAAUUCAUGCAGUGAUGCAUACACUGUUGGGUUAGUUAAAUACCGUGAUGCCUACCCGUUUGGUGUUGACCCGAGUUGGCGUGGAAGUCGUUCAGAACUUCCUUUUCUGAACUCUCUUAAAAUGAAGUUGUCUAUCUUGUUGGGUAUUGCCCAAAUGAACUUAGGGAUCAUAUUGAGUUAUUUUAACGCACGUUUUAUUGGAAGCUCGAUUGAUAUCAGGUCUCUACUUUCUCCUUCAGUUCAUCACGUUUGUCCUUCCUUCAAAAUGAAUUUCUGUCGCACUUUAAAAAGAAAUUAUCUUAAAAAGAAAUUAUCUGUAUGCUAUAUUAUCAGGUACCAGUUUGUACCACAAGUGAUCUUUCUUAACAGCCUUUUUGGAUAUCUUUCUCUUCUCAUUGUCAUCAAGUGGUGCACUGGAUCUCAAGCUGACCUCUACCAUGUGAUGAUUUACAUGUUUUUGAGCCCAUUUGAUGAUCUUGGAGAGAACGAAUUGUUUUGGGGCCAAAGACCACUUCAAGUUAUCUUGUUGAUAUUGGCUAUAGUUGCAGUGCCUUGGAUGCUUUUUCCUAAGCCCUUUGUCUUGAAAAAGAUUCAUACAGAGAGAUUUCAAGGUCGUACUUAUGGGGUGCUUGGAUCCUCUGAGGUAGAUCUUGAGAUGGAACCUAAUUCGGCAAAGGAACACCAAGAGGAUUUCAAUUUUAGCGAGAUCUUUGUUCACCAAAUGAUUCACUCCAUAGAAUUUGUCUUGGGUGCAGUUUCAAAUACAGCAUCAUAUCUUCGACUUUGGGCUUUAAGCUUGGCGCACUCAGAACUGUCAACAGUUUUCUAUGAGAAAGUUCUUCUCCUAGCUUGGGGGUAUGACAGCUUUGUCAUCCGGAUGAUUGGUUUAGCUGUUUUUUCCUUUGCCACUGCUUUCAUACUUCUUAUGAUGGAGACCCUUAGUGCCUUCCUUCAUGCCUUGCGUCUUCAUUGGGUUGAGUUUCAAAAUAAAUUCUACCAUGGUGAUGGCCACAAGUUCAAACCAUUUUCCUUUGCCUCCAACGAGGAUGAAGAUUAAGCGACCCACUGCAGUUCUUCGUAAGAGCAAGAGCUAAGAGAUCGAGCGAUGGACCUAAAAAACUAACAUUAUAGAAAGAAAAAGAAAAAGAAAAAAAAAGACCAUUUUGUUUGGCAGAGUAUUAGUAAUACUUUGAUCAUCUGACUGUUGCGAUCCCCAAUUUUGACUUAGAAACAUGAAAUCCUGCCUCAUUCCUUGGAUCUGCUCACCUGAAAAGCGUUCAGCUUGCAACCAUGGCAAUCUUUCUUCAAGAUAUAUAUAGAUUUUUUCCUUUUUUUUUUUUUUUCUUUCCUUUCAUAUUUUUAUAUCAAAAGUUAAGUCUUAGUUCAGUUGAUGUAAAGAAGAGGAGGUGGGUAUCUUCUAUCAUACAUCUUGUAAUUUGGGUUCUUGUGUAGGAAUUUACAUGAACAUGAACAUGAACGCACAAAAGCUUGUGUGAAUUUUUUCAGGUACUUGUGCCUUUAUUUUUCUUUCUAUUUCCAUAAUGUAAUUGUUUAUUGCUCUC